This is a messenger RNA of Elgaria multicarinata webbii, 1050 nucleotides long. Its product is annotated as lysophosphatidic acid receptor 3-like. The record is from RefSeq and is a predicted model, not a curated record. Gene Ontology annotation, molecular function: G protein-coupled receptor activity. Gene Ontology annotation, biological process: regulation of metabolic process; adenylate cyclase-activating G protein-coupled receptor signaling pathway. Gene Ontology annotation, cellular component: plasma membrane; cytoplasm. The transcript has 2 exons. Bases 1 to 1050 code for a protein of 349 amino acids. Lineage: Eukaryota; Metazoa; Chordata; Lepidosauria; Squamata; Anguidae.
AUGAGAUUCCCGACAGAGAACGCCACGGGAGAUAAGCGGGAACUAAUUGGAUACCUUUGCUACGGCUCAUCUCUGACAUUCAUCAUGCUCCCCAGCCACACUUGUGUCAACCGCACUACUCACGUUUGGAGCUGGCACCUGGUGCUCUCCCUGGGCGUUCCUCAGCUGACCAUCACCUUCAUCUCCGUGGUCUUCAACUCUGCCAUCAUCUUCAGCGUCGCGCACUCCAAAGACCUGCACAAGCCCAUCUUCAUCCUUUUCUGCAACCUGGCCCUGUCCGACCUCCUCUCCAGCGCCUCGGGAUUCUGGAUCGCCCUGGUGUUUGUCACCAACCCCCAAAGCACCAUCGUCGGGUCCAGCGAAACCCUCCGGGCGUACGCCUUCUACGCCACGUCGAUCCUGGCCACCAUCUACAACCUCGUUGCCAUUGGGAUUGAGCGCUACCUGGCUGUGGUCGAAAGCCUGAAGUCGAGAUGCUGGAUUACCAGAAACCAGACCUUUGGGAUCUCGCUGCUUAUUUGGCUGUUUUCCUCCUUCUUGGGCUUCAUGCCCUUGAUGGGGUGGAAUUGCUUGGACAGGGGCAACAUCUCUGCUCUAUAUAGCCCUCUUUGCAUCGACUACCUCGUCUUCCUCACCAUCCCCAACUGUGCCGUGGCUUUAAUUCUGCCGUUCUUCACCUACUUCAACAUCAUUAGCUUUUUGAGAAAGCACAAGCUGGCCAUGGGCGUCCUAGGACAGGCCCGUCCCACCUACCGGCUGGCCGAGAUCCAGGUAGCUAAGACGAGCGUGUUCAUCUGGCUCCUGGCUCUGUUUUCUUACGCGCCCUUCUUCAUAGGUGUCGUGUUUGAUUCGGCCACUCAGCGGUGCCCCAGCGAGCUCCCCGUGGGCGUCUACGUCUUCCGAAACCUCACGGCAAUGAUGAUUACCAUCAAUUCGCUGGGGAACCCCAUCAUAUACACCCUGAACGUGAAAAGGCUGGGGCGCCGGCUCAAGUCUUUGAAACGCGCCCCCAAAAAUCGCAUUGCCGUCCAAGCCAUUGGGGAUGCGUGA